AAGAGUAUUGAGUGCUGAAAGCCUUCCUCGUAGUGGUAUAUUGCUUUUUAAUCUCUUCAGAAAACCAAAUGCUUUUCUGAAGGAAAGCCUUUGAUCCUGAGUAAUGUGGUCUGUUUGGAGCAAGGGAGGCUGGACUAGACUCUGUCUAGAGGGGUUCCUUUCAACCUCAAUUUUGUGAUUCUGUUCCAGAGGCUAUCAUUUGAAAACUGCUUUUGAGAUCUGACUUCAUUUGAGAGUCAAAAUGCCUUCAAUUAAACUGCAGAGUUCAGAUGGAGAAAUCUUUGAAGUUGAUGUUGAAAUUGCAAAACAGUCUGUAACUAUAAAGACUAUGCUGGAAGACUUGGGAAUGGAUGAUGAAGGUGACGAUGACCCAGUCCCUCUUCCAAAUGUCAAUGCGGCUAUCUUAAAAAAGGUGAUUCAGUGGUGCACCCAUCACAAGGAUGAUCCACCUCCUCCUGAGGAUGAUGAGAACAAAGAAAAAAGAACAGAUGACAUCCCUGUGUGGGAUCAAGAGUUUCUGAAAGUAGACCAAGGAACACUUUUUGAACUUAUCCUGGCUGCAAAUUACUUGGACAUCAAAGGUUUGCUUGAUGUCACAUGCAAGACAGUUGCAAACAUGAUCAAGGGGAAAACUCCGGAAGAAAUUCGCAAGACUUUCAAUAUUAAGAAUGACUUCACUGAAGAGGAAGAAGCACAGGUACGUAAAGAGAACCAGUGGUGUGAAGAGAAGUGAAGUAUUGUGCCUGACACUCGAACACUGUAAGGAUUGUUCCAAAUACUAGUUGCACUGCUCUGUUCAUAAUUGUUAAUAUUAGACAAAUGCAGCAGCAAAUGAAGUUGUGUUAGCAGGAUAUUGUUCCCCUUGCAUGUGUAGUGGUUUUUUUGAGUACAAAUUUAAAUCUUCUGAGUUUUUACUAGUGUAAUUGGAUGUCUUUUUACUUUACUCUGCAAUGAAUAAAACUGAACUAAGUGUGGAUUCUGUAUGGAAAGUAGCACUUAAGGUUAUCAUUUUCAUUACACUUUUCAACUGUUCGAGUCCAGUUACAAUACUGAGGAUUGACUCCGUUGUAAAUAAAACCACCUAUGACUUCUUCCUCAAGAAGAACAAAACACUUGUAUUUACAGGGUAUUGAUAGCUUCAGAAAGAAAAACAAACUAGAAUGUGUCUUGGGGAACUAGGUAAAGUAAAAAAGUUACUGGAUUUCUUCCAAAAACAUUGUGGGGAAAAUUAGUGUUACUUAAAGCUAUAUAACUUUCAAGAUGGUUCUUGUCCUGCAUUUAAAAAAAAAAAAGGAAAAAAAAUUGACCACUUCCUUGUCCUGUUAGUCUUGCCUUAUAGACUAGUGAAAGAUGUGAUCUAGAACUAAGCAAGCUCCUGACAGUUAAAUAUGAAUACUUCAACCAUGUCUUGAAGACCUGCCUCUAGCUGGUAGCAAAUGAAAAGUGUGUUGCUUUAUGCACAGGAUGGGUGUGUUUUUAUAUGUGUUACUGUUCAAAGUGGAAUCCAGAUUUGACCAAAAAUGACUGACAUUACCAAAGUUAAUAUUAUUGACCUGUGCAUGCCAUUAGUGGCUGGGUUUUAGGCAAUUUUAAACAACCCUUGUGAUGUAGCUCUUUAAAACAUGGUUUAAUGUGUCCACAGGAAAUCUUACGCCUCUGUAUGUGAUACUUCAGCUUGUAGAGACUUAAUUAUUGCAUACAAAGCUAAUGCAAUAUCAAGCUUAACUUCUUUGGACAAAGCCACUUGCAACUAGUUAAACAGUAACUGGUUUUCUGAUUUUUAUUUUUUUUUACAGUUCCCUUAUAGGGAGUAGGGAUGGUUGUGUGGUAGAUCUUUGAGGUGUGCUCUUAGCUUGUAUUGCAUUCCAUUCUCUGUAUAAACCUUAGAGUAGAAUGACCCUUAAUAAACAUACUUAUCUCACUUUAAAUAUCAGUGUUUCACUUCUGAAUUAAUAAAGGGCUUUUAAACUUU
Gymnogyps californianus (California condor) is the source of this 1972-nucleotide messenger RNA. It is a transcript of the gene SKP1, whose product is annotated as S-phase kinase associated protein 1. Bases 242 to 733 code for a protein of 163 amino acids. Gene Ontology annotation, molecular function: cullin family protein binding. The transcript is spliced from 6 exons. Gene Ontology annotation, biological process: SCF-dependent proteasomal ubiquitin-dependent protein catabolic process. Gene Ontology annotation, cellular component: nucleus; cytoplasm. The record is from RefSeq and is a predicted model, not a curated record. Lineage: Eukaryota; Metazoa; Chordata; Aves; Accipitriformes; Cathartidae.